This is a messenger RNA of Diatraea saccharalis (sugarcane borer), 755 nucleotides long. Lineage: Eukaryota; Metazoa; Arthropoda; Insecta; Lepidoptera; Crambidae. The record is from the annotation of a GenBank genome assembly.
AGCUAUGUAUUUUGUUAUGUAAGUAUUGAAUAAGGUAGCUAAUUUCUGGGAAGUAUCUGUAUACUAAAGUAACAUCUGUUAUUGUUUCAGCGAUGUCAAGAAAUUGCGCGAUCAUGUUGGCCAUGUGUGGGCUUGCUGCUGCAACUUUGCGCGGCUCCAGUGCACAGGUUCUUGCGUCUCAAUAUGACACGUCAGCAGCAGCAGCAGACAGUAGGAACAAUUGGGACGCAUUCGGUGGGUUGUACGCCCUGUUAGCACAGCAUGACGCUCUCGGAGGGCAUGCGUUGGCGCGCAAGUCUGUGAGGUCGCCUUCCAGGCGUCUCCGUUUCGGUAGACGAUCGGAUCCUGAUAUGCCACCGCAAACACCUUUGGACGAAAUGGACGAGUUGCUCUCUCUCCGCGAGACCCGGACGCCGGUGCGCCUACGUUUCGGACGCCGCUCGGAAGAACACGCCAUCCCACACGUGUUUCCACAAGAGGUGCACUCGCCACUCACUGAUUCGCUGGAACAAGACGAGCUACUCUCCUUACGCGAGGCUCGAUCUCCUCUCCGCUUGCGAUUUGGGCGCCGCUCAGAUGAACACGCCGUUCCGCAUAUUUUCCCUCAAGAGGAACAAGACCGCAGCGUACGAGCUCCAUCAAUGCGCCUACGAUUCGGCCGUCGGUCGGACAACAACAUGUUUCUGAUGCCCUAUGAAUCGACCCUACCCAAAGAAGUGAAAGCAGGAUCCGCAGAAGACGAUAGACAGGAUUAA